Messenger RNA from Aspergillus caelatus, 2301 nucleotides. RefSeq lists its product as uncharacterized. The record is from RefSeq and is a predicted model, not a curated record. NCBI's taxonomy places the organism in Eukaryota, Fungi, Ascomycota, Eurotiomycetes, Eurotiales, Aspergillaceae. Gene Ontology annotation, molecular function: DNA-binding transcription factor activity, RNA polymerase II-specific; zinc ion binding; oxidoreductase activity. The coding region runs from base 1 to 2301 and encodes 766 amino acids. The transcript is spliced from 5 exons. Gene Ontology annotation, biological process: regulation of DNA-templated transcription.
AUGUCUCAUUCCACCUUCAAGCAAUACUAUCUUCCUCAAAAGGAAGGCUUUGAUAGCCUGACCUUACGCGAAGUCCCCAAAGCCCCUCCCAAAUACGGUCAAAUACUAGUCCGGAUCAAAGCCGUGUCACUGAACUGGAGAGACGCGAUCAUCGCUAUUGGAACGUACCCUUUCCCAGGUCCUGAUGCGCUCGUCCCAGGUAGCGAUGGUGCUGGCGUCGUCGAAGCAGUCGGGGAAGGAGUUACAGAAUGGCAGCCAGGCGACCGAGUCCUUGCGAACUUUACGCAGGAUCAUCUCGCUGGUCGACUGAAUAUGCAGACACUCUUGACACAGCUCGGCGGUGAGACACAGGGAUUGCUCGGCGAGUACUUCAUCUUCCCCAAAACCGGAGUUGUUCGUAUCCCAGACUAUCUCUCCUUUGAAGAAGCGUCCUGCCUUCCCUGCGCCGCCCUCACUGCCUGGAAUGCUCUAUAUGGUCUAACGCCGUUGCGAACCGGCCAGACCGUCCUUCUUCAAGGAACAGGCGGUGUUUCGAUAUUUGCCUUGCAGAUCGCCCAUGCAGCAGGCGCAACGACCGUCGUGACAUCCUCAUCCGACGCAAAAUUGGCCAAGGCGAAACAACUCGGUGCAACGCAUACAAUCAAUUACCGAACAAAUUCUAACUGGGCUGCCCAGGCCAAACAGAUCACAAAUGGCCGUGGAGUGGACCAUAUCAUUGAGGUCGGGGGAACACUCACACUUCAAGGAUCGUUUGAUGCCAUCGCGAUGCACGGGAUUAUCCAUUGCAUCGGACAUAUCACGAACCCAGAUCCCUUAGGCACUGGCAAGGACCUCCGUGGACCGGAUGCUGCAUUCCUGGCAUUGGACCGAUUGUGCAUCGUCCGAGGUGUGGUUGUUGGCUCGCGAGAGCAAUUCCAGGAGAUGCUGGAAUGCUUCGAGACAAGCUCGAUUCGACCUGUCAUUGAUCGAACCUUUGGCUUCGAAGAGCCAGUCAGACGCCGCAAUGGCUCUAAGCACGACAAGACCGGCUGCUUGACUUGUCGCUACAGACGCAAGAAAUGUGUCCACAAUACCUUUCCCGUCUGUGGAGACUGCAGACGUCUGAAUCUGGAGUGUAUUCGUGAACCGGCCCGUCGGGUCUUGCCCAUCGCUUCCCAUCCCACAGCAGACGGUCUAUCUGAAUGGAAAAGUUCCCGCUUGCAUGACAAUGUCGAAAACGCCCAACGUCGAUCAGCCAUGAACUUCUACAUUACGACUCUUUCUCAGCUUUGCCACCUAGCCGUUCGUGAGAAUCGCUAUCGCUAUACAGCACUUGAAGCACGCUCACGCGCGCUCAGAUCUCUUGCAAGGUCUCUUCGAGCUGAUGGAAUUACUGCUGGUGAGAUCAACGCUGCAACCAGUCUGGUCCUCAUGACAUCCGAGGUGUGCCUAGGCUGUCAUACAGAAUGGUACAGACAUCUCAACGGCGUGAAACACAUCAUUAUGUCGACGAGCACUUCCAGUCCAACUUCCGGAGCCGAGUUACAUGGGCCUGAGGCCUUGAAACAGAGCUCUGAGGGACAAUGGAUCUUGCGCAACUUUGCUUAUCAUGAUAUACUAGGAAGCGUUACACUAGGAAAGCAACCAUUGAUUGAAAGUUAUUUCCUGCAAGGCCUGACCGAUAGGAUUGACACUUAUAUCGGCGUUGCUUUUGACAUCCUAUUAGUCAUAUCAGACAUCAGCUCGUUCGAUGAGCAACGCCUUGUACUCGACUCCAUGCGGCCCAGUGAAAUUGAUGCAAGUGUACCAAACUGCUUCAGCUCUACCGAGCAAAUAUUGAAGUCCUGGGUAUGCCCACCAGGAACGAAUCGAGUCCUUGCUUCACUGGCCUACGCCUAUGGCAGUAGUGCCUUAAUAUAUCUCUAUCGCCGGACGCUCCGCGGGUUAAGGCUCCAUGGUCUACCUUCACGUACGCUAUUUCAGGACGGUAUAUCCGGUCUGCGCGCCGCAAUACAGGCUGAAAUCUCAAGUGUUCUACAGCAUACGGCUAAUAUUCCGGUAUCCGGGAUUGUCGAGUCUGCGCUACUUUUCCCUCUGUUUAUUGCGGGAGGUGAGGCUACAUAUCGCAGCCAUAUCGAGGUCAUUCGGUUUAGGAUGAAGGAAAUGCUAAGCAAGCGUAACUUUAACAAUAUUCAGCGGGCAUUGGGUCUGCUGGAACAGGUAUGGGAGCAACGGAAUGCUGUCAAGGACGGAGUGGAGGAUUAUGAUGUGGAUUGGCGCGACGUUGUUGAUCGACAAGAAGGGGAUCUUUUGCUGACUUGA